Molecule: messenger RNA, 3381 nt
Organism: Prorocentrum cordatum
Lineage: Eukaryota; Dinophyceae; Prorocentrales; Prorocentraceae
Source: the annotation of a GenBank genome assembly
AUGCCCCCCAAGGGGAAGCGUAAGUACGUAGAUGAUGACGACCAGCAGCCGCAGCUGAUAUGCGGCCCCGCCGCCACCGCGGGCCCCAUCGCCGUUCAGAAGGGCGCUGGGAAGGGCACCUACCAGAUCGGCCCGAAGCAGGAGUUCGGAGUCCCGCCCUCGGCCGCCGACGGGAAACCUCCCAAGAAGAAGCCCAGGAUCGGCUGCGGCAUCUGUGGCGAGAAGAAUGACGACAUGGCCACUGCGUGUAAGUGCGGGAAGUGCUCUGGGACGCACAAGUUCGCGUUCCCCUUCUGGGACUGGGACACGCUGACUGACCAGUACCACAGCAACGAGAAAGUCAAGGCUGGCUUUGACAAUGCGCAUCAAAUUCUGCAGAAACAGGGCGGCGUGAAACCAGAGAUGGAGACCCAAGAAACAGUGGGGGAGAAGUCUGGCCUUUUCGAGGACACGAUCUGGUCGUUCCGUUGCCUGAAGGAGAGCGACGUUGUCGACAUCUACAAAAAGCAGCCGAGCGAGAUCGACAUGAAGCCGACAAGCGUGGUGGACCAGAGCGGCGCCCUAAGGAACCUCUAUGUACAGGUGAACCCUGAGCAGCCGCACACCGUCGUGAACAUCUACCGCCGCAGGGAGCUCAACCAUUCCAUGUUGGCGAUGCCUGCAUCCAAGAAGCUGUUCCCCCAGCAGGGCUCUAUGCAGAUGCAGUCCAUGGUUGAGAACCGUUGCAUGGACCUGAAGGCCUUCUUCAACGCGCCUACUCACGAGAGUAUCCUGACUGGGAUGCAGGACAAGGCGACGGCUGAGGAGAUCCAGGCGAGAAACGAGGCCCUCAAGGCCAGGAGUUCGGGUUCGGCGCCGUCGGGUUCGCAGCUGUCGGCGCCCACUUUGGAACCGUUGGCGGCCCAGGCCGCUGCGCCUGCGGUUGCAGCGCCGACGGAGGCGGCGAGCGGGGCCAAUAUGGGCUCCAUGGGCCCGCCAGCCACGACGCCUGUGAAGAUGAACGCGUCUCUCCUGUCGCAGCUCGACGCCGCCGCCUCGCCUGGUUCUGGUUCUGCGGUGCCGCUGUCGAGGUCGGGGGCGAUGUCCGUGGUUUCCUCCGACAAGGCCAGCAGCUUCGAGGAUGGCGAGGGCGCGGAGAGCUCGGGCGAGACGGACGAAGAGACGAAGCAGACGAAGCUCGGUUGGACCAAGCUCAGGCACAAUUGCAAGAUCCACAAGCUGCUGGCGGGGAAGAAGCUGGGUCACACGGUGCGCCAGCUCAGGGACAACGUGACCAAGUUUAAGGAUGAUCCAGACCACAGUGUGGCUUCGCAGUGGUUGGACCUAGCAGAGAAGUGCAAGACUGCUGGCGACCAGAAGGCGAAGGCCAUCAAGACGAUGAACGGAGAAGAUUUGGCGCAGCUCGCAGACGACAUCGACAAGGACGUCUCCAGAGUCCCCGUGGUGUUCCAGCGCGCGCUGUGGGAGAGGGCGCUGGAGGAUUGGAAGAGCGACCAGGAUUGGGCAUCCAAGCCAGGAGUUGCGAUCUCUAUGUGCUUGCCGUGGCAUCGCGAGGUCGGAGACGUUGACGAUGUCACUAAGUUCGUGUGCAAGGCCCCGACUCUAUCUUUGAUGAGCGUGCAAGUUGGGGAGAAGGCAUCGGAAUUCAAGGACUACAUUUGCAAGAUCCUCUUGCCGCGCUUCUUGAACCUCGGGAAGAACGGGCACCAGAAGACCCUCGACUUCGUUACCGCGGCGAUGGGCGAAAUCAAGGCGAUGCCUAUGACCUGCGAGGCAGAAAUCGAUAACGCCGCUGCAGAGGUCGUGACGAUAUUGCAGCUGAUGAAUACGCUUGGGGGGCUGACCGAAGAUACGCUAAACCUGGCGGCAGUGGAGCAGCUGGGCAAAGCUAAAGCCACUACGGUCGAGGGCUCCGUCUACGGCGUCUUGUCGAAUGAGCCCUACUGGAAGGUGAAGCUGAAGGACUACUUGAAGUACUCUCCCCAGGUGAAGCUGUGGCGCCCUGCCAUGGCUAAGCAUUCGGCAGCCCUGCAGUCCGAGGAGCCGCCGACUUUCCAGACCCUCAGUGGCAUCAUCAAGGACCUGCCCAUCAUCAAAAGCGCGCUGCCUGAGGUGGAGUACAGCUCCUUCUUCCAGGUGUCGCGCGGUGCCCUGGGCCGCUUCUUCCAGCACUUCGCUGCCCAUGUGAAGGAUAACCCGCACGAGGCAACCGACGAGUUCAGUCAUAAUGUGGAGACUCUCUCACAGAAGGCGACUUCCAUCUUCGGCUUUCACCCGGCCUGGAAUGACGCAGUGGUUUCGAUCAAUUCUUUCAGAUCUCAGAAUAAUGGGAAGAACCUCGUGGAGAAUUUCUGCAAUAAGCUCGGAACGUUCAACUUGGAGAUGCUCGUAUAUGCAGUGGCUCAGUUCGACAAGAUCGAGGGCCUGAAGGACCUGGCGCCAGAGGCGUCCAUGCAGAAGCUCGUCUCUUUCUCGAAACAGGCAGUGGAGUUGGUCACGAAGCAGCGGAGCAACACCCUCGAGGUCUCCAGCGAUCCGCUGUUCGAUGCUUCGCUCAGGUGGGUUUUGAAAGCAAGCGAAUGGUUGCAGUGGUCAUGCGUCAUUCCCGAUGGGUCUGGUUUCAAGUCCUUCGAGCAGUUACUCAGCAGAGCGAAGUUGGCAAAAUCCUUGGCGGGGGCAAUGACGACCAUCCUUCCGCAAGACGCCGACACCGUCUUCCUUGACGACGACGCCGCCGCUGCAGCCGAUCACUCAGUGGGCGCUUUCCUGGGCCUGCUGAGUCAGUACGAGGGCGUGCAGGAUAAGAGCCCCCACUGCGAGGCGGCUAUCGUGAAGGGUUCGUUCAUGGAGUCGAUUACACCAGAGACGGCGGCACUCAAGCAGCUGCUGUUCAGUGCGAAACGGGCCGCGACGGAGAAGAAGCUCAUGACGGAGAACGAGAGCGUGCCGCUGAGCAAGCUCAAGGCUGGGGCUUUGGAUAAGGACUGGCGCGACGGGAUCAGCCCAUCGAUUGCAUUCGAUUGCUUGCUGGAGAGCUCGAAAGACUUCCUGAAUAACAUGCCCUACGACCUCCUCAAGGCCGAGGUCGAAUCGAAGAUCCAGCUGAAAAACGAUUUCGAGACUCUCUCUACUAAGUUCGACAUCGAAGUGACAGCCAGCGACGGUGUGACCUCAGCCCUGGCAGACCUGCAACGAGCUGCAGCGACGGUGCUCGAGUACGCAGUGCUUUACGGAGCGAGCAAGAUCAGGAGCAACGCAGUGGUUCUGAAGAAGUACUUGCUGAAAGUGCAGACGGACAAAGACAGCUGGGGGGUGGACAAACUUUUCGAGCCAGUGCAGCUCGCCCUAGACAAGGGCAUCGCUAUGCAGAGCAUUAUGUGA